AUGCCCCAGACUUCUGUUUUUCUACAGAAAGCGUGCCUACAGCAUCGCUAUAUUCGAACGCGCGACAAUUCACACAUCGUUGAGCGGCCGGAAAGGCUGCGUGCGGUGAACAUUGGGCUCGCGGCCACAGUCGCGCGGCUUGAAGAGGUCGCGCCUCCAACAUCCGAAACCCGCGCGACAGGAUCCACCGCUACGGAUGAGGACGCGGACGAGUUGACAAAGGCCCUCGGAAAGCUGCAGCUCGAGGCACCCUCGCGACUCGACCAUUCUGCCCGGGUACCCGUUGCGUUUGUUCAGAGCGAUGCUUCCGCGGAUCUCCUCAGCCACCCGGCGGUCAAAUUCGUGCACGGAGAUAUAGAACGCGACGUUUAUCUCGAGGCACUCACGGCGAUGGCGAAGGAUAGCCAAGACAAAGUCAAUAAAGGAGAAAGCGAAAUCCCCGAGGGCUACUCACAGGGCGACCUCUACUUGUCACCAGGGUCACUAGACGCUAUACAGGGUGCUCUUGGGACUGUAUGCGAAGCAGUCGACGCGGUUCUUCAGGCGUCCCAGGCGACCUCGGGCUCCUCUGCCGAUUCGCGACAACCCAGUCAAGCAUUUGUUGCGGUCCGCCCACCAGGGCACCACUGCGGAGAGGAUACGCCUUCAGGCUUCUGUUUUGUGAAUAACGUCGCAGUCGGAGCAGCGCACGCUCACCUGAAGCACAACAUCAACCGCGUAAUCAUCUUCGACAUCGAUCUACAUCAUGGGAACGGCACGCAAGCUAUCGCAUGGGGAAUCAACGAAGAGACCUACCGUAAACAGCUCGAAGCCGAGCAGGGCGCACCCGCCGACAAACCAGGUCUUCAAGUCUACUACGGUAGCAUACACGAUAUCCUCUCUUACCCGUGCGAGGACGGGAAAGCGGAGCUCAUCCAAGCCGCUUCCGUGUCCAUCCAUGGUCCGCAUGGGCAACAUGUGGAGAACAUUCACCUCCAGCCGUACGCGUCUGAGCAGGAGUUCUGGGAUAAGUUGUACCCCACGCAGUACCUGCGCCUAUUGAAGAAGGCCGGGGAGUUCAUCGAAAGCACGGGCGGGAUGCGUGACGACACCCUGGUCUUUAUCAGUUGCGGCUUCGAUGCAUGCGAACACGAGUACCCUUCGAUGUCGCGCCACCAGCGGAAGGUGCCCGCGUCGUUCUACCACCGCUUCGCCCGAGACGCGCGCGCGUUCGCAGAGCAGUACGCGCAGGGCCGGCUCAUCAGCGUUCUAGAAGGAGGCUACAGCGACCGUGCACUCACGAGCGGCGCCAUGGCACACCUCGCUGGCCUUGUCGACACCGGAAACAUUGGCGUAGACGAGAAGUGGUGGAGUCUCGAGAACCUUACUGCACUUGAGGCUGCAACGAAGAAGCGCAGAGGCGGGCGACCGUCCAACACCGCCCCACCUGAACCGUGGCUCGCGCGCACGGUGGAGCUUUUCGCGUCGAUCGACUCGUCGCACACGGUUCCUGUUGUUCCCCGCGCGCCCAUACCCCCGUCCAACCGGACCCUUCGAGACCGAAAGCCGCAGAGUGCCGCCAGCACUGCCAGUGCGAAGGCUAGUCCCGCGACCUCACCCGGCAAGAAGGGCGUGGCGAAGAACGUAGAGCGUACGAAGAAAUCCACUUCUGGGUCCGAGAGCGACCUGACGGACAUCACGAGCGGGUCGGGUUCAGAGAAGGCAGGUGGCGAGUCGGCGUCGAAAAAACUGCCGCGGGUCAUCCUCAAGCUGGGACCUGCGCCCGGGGUGUGAUUUUUAGAUCUGUUGUCUUGAACCUCGGAUAUUGCUCUUGCGCUACUGUUGCUAUACCCGAUUCUCGUCGUGUUACUCGCCUUGGAUAUCUUUAUGCGCGGAUCUUGUAGUCAGAAGGAGUAUAGUGUAGUCUAUGAAUGUACGCUACGAUGUAUGGAUAUCUAAUAGUAGUGAAGUGUCCCC
Trametes versicolor FP-101664 SS1 is the source of this 1956-nucleotide messenger RNA. Its product is annotated as Arginase/deacetylase. The record is from RefSeq and is a predicted model, not a curated record. Lineage: Eukaryota; Fungi; Basidiomycota; Agaricomycetes; Polyporales; Polyporaceae. The coding region runs from base 1 to 1773 and encodes 590 amino acids. Gene Ontology annotation, cellular component: nucleus. The transcript has 6 exons. Gene Ontology annotation, molecular function: histone deacetylase activity.